GGUCCCCGCGCGGCGCGCGCUCCCGCGGGCCGGGGGCGGGGCGGUGGCCCGGGACGCCCUCUCCUCCCCCUGCGGGCGGCCGGGCUGGCGGCGCUGAGGCUCCUACGCGCGGCACAUGGGGCGCCUGACGGAGGCGGCGGCGGCAGCGGGCGGCGGCGCUUCAGCGGCGCGCUCGGCCGCCCCUCCCGCUCCCCUGCCCCUCUCGUCCACGUCCCCCGGCUGCGCGGCCACCAUGGCGUCCAGCGAGGAGGACGGCACCAACGGCGGCGCCUCGGAGGCCAGCGAGGAGAGGGAGGCCGCGGGCAAGAGGAGGCGCCGGGGCUUGCUGGCCACCGCUUGGCUCACCUUCUACAACAUCGCCAUGACCGCGGGGUGGCUGGUACUAGCUAUUGCCAUGGUACGUUUUUAUAUGGAAAAAGGAACACACAAAGGUUUAUAUAGAAGUAUUCAGAAGACACUUAAAUUUUUCCAGACAUUUGCCUUGCUUGAGAUAGUCCACUGUUUAAUUGGAAUUGUGCCUACUUCUGUGCUUGUGGCUGGGGUCCAAGUGAGUUCAAGAAUCUUUAUGGUGUGGCUCGUUACUCACAGUAUAAAACCAAUCCAGAAUGAGGAGAGUGUGGUGCUUUUUCUGGUCGCGUGGACGGUGACAGAGAUCACUCGCUAUUCCUUCUACACAUUCAGUCUUCUUGACCACUUGCCAUACUUCGUUAAAUGGGCCAGAUAUAAUUUUUUUAUCAUCUUAUAUCCUGUUGGAGUUGCUGGUGAACUUCUUACAAUAUAUGCUGCCUUACCAUAUGUGAAGAAAACAGGAAUGUUCUCAAUAAGACUUCCCAAUAAAUACAAUGUCUCUUUUGACUACUAUUAUUUUCUUCUUAUAACCAUGGCCUCGUAUAUACCAUUGUUCCCACAACUCUACUUUCAUAUGUUACGUCAGAGAAGAAAGGUGCUUCACGGAGAGGUGAUUGUUGAAAAGGAUGAUUAAAUGAUCCCUACAACAAGGUGCCUUUUCCAGAAUAACCAGGAUUACUUGAGUCCAAGUUUUAAUAAUAAGAAUAAACAGCUUCAUGAAAGAU
Aethalodelphis obliquidens (Pacific white-sided dolphin) is the source of this 1073-nucleotide messenger RNA. It is a transcript of the gene HACD1, whose product is annotated as 3-hydroxyacyl-CoA dehydratase 1. The record is from RefSeq and is a predicted model, not a curated record. Gene Ontology annotation, biological process: sphingolipid biosynthetic process; fatty acid elongation; very long-chain fatty acid biosynthetic process. Gene Ontology annotation, cellular component: endoplasmic reticulum membrane. Gene Ontology annotation, molecular function: 3-hydroxyacyl-CoA dehydratase activity. Lineage: Eukaryota; Metazoa; Chordata; Mammalia; Artiodactyla; Delphinidae.